GGCAGUAGGGUGCGGGCCCUCGCGCGCGGCGGACGGGUCUCCUGACCACCUCUCGCUCGCUCUGCGCUCUGGCGGCGGGCGGGUGAGUGAGAGAGAGAGGCGCGUGUCGAGGGUGUCAUGGCGCGGGCGGUCCGGUGCUGCCGCCAGCUGCUGGGCUUCGUGAUCGCCUCCGCCGUCAUGGACGUGGUCGAGGUGUCCGGCAUCCAGAUCACGGCGCUGCGCGUGCCCGCCGUGGUGCGCAACGGCUCCGGCCUGCCGGCCAUCCUCGACUGCGAGUACUCGCUCAAGCCCGACGAGCCGGGCCUGGUGGUCAAGUGGUUCUUCGGCAGCGGGCCGUUCCCCGUCUACCAGUGGAUCCCGGGCCAGCGGCCGCAGGAGCUGGGCAUCCUCAAGGGCCGCCUCAACCUCAACCACAAGGCGUCAGACAACCACGUGACCAAGCACCGCGCGCUCUACAUCGUCAACCCCACCACGGACCUGACGGGCGAGUACAAGUGUCUGGUGUCCACCUUCAGCGACGAGGACUUCAUGACCAAGAAGAUGGUCGUCUUCGCGCAGGGCAGAGGCCUGGAGCUGAGGCACUCCAAGCCGGACCCCGACUCGGUGAACGUCAGCUGUCGGGCGCAGGGGGUCUACCCGGAGCCCAAGAUAGCCCUCUACAAAGACCGGGACAGAUCCACCAUGACGAACCUCGACGGCGUGGUGGUGGAGUCGGUGUCGCGGGGCGGCUCCUACGACAUAACGGCCUACAAGGUGCUCAGAGACGAGGACCUGCAGUCGCCGACGCUGUUCGACUGCGAGUUGAGGAUCCCCGAUGCCAACUACCGCGUCAGCAAGACCGUCGUCUACCGCACAGGGGAUUUCAACUUUUUUUCUGAGAAUGGCAGCGCGCGCCACCUGAGCCGCCAUCUUGUGUUGCUGUCAGCGGCGGCGAUAGCAGCUCUCACGACGUGGCCCCGCUGCUGAGACGCGAGGUAAUUCAAGCAUGAAGCUCCCCUUGCAAGCAAGAUUAAGUGGUCUUAUCAGCAAAAAAGAACUCGGAAGAUUGGAUUAUUUUAUAUACAACAAUUAAGUAAACAAAUUUAGUUAAAAAAUUUUUAUCCAUUAAUUUUUCAAUGGUGCCUAAUUCUUUUUGGAACAUUGAUGGUAUUAAUGGACUUGUAAGUACAAAAAAAAUGAUGGAACAGAUGUGGUUUUUCUGGGUGACAUGUACCUUACCUGUAAAAACAUGUUUUAUUACAUAAUGAUAAUUUUUUUACUAUUGGCUUUACAAUUAAAAAAGUUUGUUCAAAAUGUUAAUCCUUCUAGUCCGGCACCAUUGUUUUAUUAUAAUAUAGGCCUAAACCUGAAAUGAAUUAAGUGGUUCCUAUAAUUAUAUCAAGAUAUUUUUGUGGGGUUUUUGUUACCAAAGAAAUAUGUCAUCAUUAAGUAUUUUAGUUUAAGCGAUGUUAUUUUGUGUAAAUAAAAGCGUUUUACAACAUAAAAUCAAAUUUGUAAAAAAAAAAAAUUCUAUUCUUUUUAUUUUUGUUAUAGCUGUAGUUAAUAUAUUUCAUAUUUCAGUGUCUCAUAUAGCUAAACUUUAAGCAACUCUUGUUUUACUGUUCUUUAAAUGGAAAAGUUUAUAUUACCUUUUAAAAAUAAUAUUUGCUGGAUUACAUGUGCUGAAGUGACGGUAUGAAAUGAGUGCCAUUCAAAAAGAGUUAAUGAACUUUCUUCUGAACGCUACGCAAUUAUAUUGGUGUUACGUCGUGCUUUUAUACGGAUGAACUACGUUAAGUAAAAAUAUGUGACAAUAUUCGGCCAUUCACGAAGCCUACAAGAAACAUUUGCACUUGUGUAGAGAGUUUGAGAAAAAAUUAAAGCAAAUUAUAGAGUUUGUUUCCCGAGUUUCCAUUGAAAAAAAAAUGUAAUGGCCUAUAUUUGGAAAGCAAAUGUUUUGUCACUAAUUAUUAAAUGUUAUUCAUUACUUGUUUGGUGAGUUACUCUCAUGUAAUGUAUUCUCAUGUUAAGCAGUUAUUAAAGAUUUAAUGAAAAA
Molecule: messenger RNA, 2035 nt
Organism: Bacillus rossius redtenbacheri
Lineage: Eukaryota; Metazoa; Arthropoda; Insecta; Phasmatodea; Bacillidae
Exons: 7
Coding region: 118-966 (282 amino acids)
Source: RefSeq, a predicted model, not a curated record